AUGUGCCGAGAGCGGGAGGCGAACGGCUUCAACAGCGGGAUGGGCGAGAUCUUCCGCAAGGUUGCCUCCAUCUCCCCCGUGGCCAUCUCUCCGCGGCUGCAGGCGGACGCGCCGCAGACCGCGGAGCAGACGACGGAGGCCGUCGAGCCGGCGGGCAGUGGGGCGGGCGCGGCUGCCGAGGCGGCGGAGGAGAAGGGCUCCUGCCCGCAGGCGGAGGUGAGGUGA
Messenger RNA from Emiliania huxleyi CCMP1516, 225 nucleotides. RefSeq lists its product as hypothetical. Bases 1 to 225 code for a protein of 74 amino acids. The record is from RefSeq and is a predicted model, not a curated record. NCBI's taxonomy places the organism in Eukaryota, Haptophyta, Isochrysidales, Noelaerhabdaceae. The transcript is spliced from 2 exons.